AUGCCAACAUUUCGGCCAAAGAAAGUACUUAUUUUGAGCAAGACUACCCGAUUUGAAUUUGAGAAGCGUUUGCAUAAUAUCGGCGAUGACAAGGAACUGGAAAACCUUUUGAGACGUCGAGGUUCUGACUAUCAUUUGUUGUUUUCGAAGCAUCAGAGCCACUAUGACUAUCUGAAGACUAUUCAGUCUGAACUUGAGUAG
This is a messenger RNA of Cylicostephanus goldi, 201 nucleotides long. Lineage: Eukaryota; Metazoa; Nematoda; Chromadorea; Rhabditida; Strongylidae. The record is from the annotation of a GenBank genome assembly.